CGCCCCACCAUGUCGUGGCUCUUUGGUGUCAACAAGGGUCCGAAGGGCGAGAGCCCGGGGCCCGUGCUACCCCUGCCGCCCGCGACUGGAGGGGACGGCAGCGGGGACCGGACGGGAGGCGGCGGGGACCGACCCACGCCCAAGGACAAAUGGAGCAACUUCGACCCCACGGGCCUGGAGCGUGCGGCCAAGGCGGCGCGCGAGCUCGAGCACUCGCGCCACGCCAAAGAAGCGCUCAGUCUUGCACAGAUGCAGGAACAGACUUUGCAGCUGGAGCAGCAGUCGAAGGUUAAAGAGUACGAAGCUGCCGUGGAGCAGCUGAAGAACGAGCAGAUUCGGGUACAAGCGGAGGAGAGAAGGAAGACGCUAAAUGAAGAAACGAGGCAGCAUCAGGCACGAGCUCAGUAUCAGGACAAGUUGGCCCGGCAGCGCUAUGAUGACCAGCUCCGCCAGCAGCAACUUCUCAAUGAAGAAAACUUGAGGAAGCAGGAGGAGUCCGUGCAGAAGCAGGAGGCAAUCAGGAGAGCCACUGUGGAACGGGAAAUGGAGCUGCGGCAUAAAAAUGAGAUGCUGCGGAUAGAAGCAGAGACCCGUGCUCGAGCCAGAGCGGAGAGAGAGAACGCAGACAUCAUCAGGGAGCAGAUCCGCUUAAAAGCCGCCGAGCACCGCCAGACCAUUCUGGAAUCCCUCAAGACAGCUGGUACUCUGUUUGGUGAAGGAUUUCGGGCCUUUGUAACAGACUGGGACAAAGUUACAGCUACGGUGGCAGGAUUGACACUGCUAGCCGUCGGUGUUUACACAGCUAAAAAUGCUACAGCAGUUGCUGGCCGCUACAUUGAAGCCCGCCUAGGAAAGCCCUCCUUGGUAAGAGAAACCUCACGAAUUACAGUGUUGGAGGUGCUGAAGCAUCCGAUCAAGGUUGGCAGGCGUCUGGCGAGUAAGCCUCAGGAUGCUCUGGAAGGAGUUGUUCUCAGUCCAAAACUGGAGGAACGGGUCAGGGACAUCGCCAUAGCAACAAGGAACACCAGGAAGAACAAAAGCUUAUACAGGAAUAUCCUCAUGUAUGGACCCCCCGGAACGGGGAAAACACUUUUUGCCAAGAAGUUAGCCAUGCAUUCGGGUAUGGACUAUGCCAUCAUGACUGGUGGUGAUGUCGCCCCCAUGGGGCGAGAAGGAGUGACUGCCAUGCACAAGGUCUUUGAUUGGGCCAACACCAGCCGCAGAGGCCUCUUGCUGUUUGUUGAUGAAGCUGAUGCCUUCCUGAGAAAGCGAGCCACAGAGAAGAUAAGUGAAGACCUCCGGGCAACGCUGAAUGCAUUCCUGCAUCGGACGGGCCAGCACAGCAACAAGUUUAUGCUGGUCUUGGCAAGUAACCAACCUGAGCAGUUUGACUGGGCCAUCAAUGACCGAAUAGAUGAAAUGGUCAACUUCGACCUGCCUCAGCUCCAAGAACGGGAGCGCCUGGUCAGGAUGUACUUUGACAAGUAUGUUCUGAAGCCAGCCACGGAAGGGAAGCAGCGCCUGAAGCUGGCCCAGUUUGACUACGGGAAAAAAUGCUCAGAGAUCGCCAGGCUGACCGAAGGCAUGUCCGGGCGGGAGAUCUCGCAGCUUGCCAUUGCCUGGCAGGCCUUAGCCUACGCCUCAGAAGACGGUGUCCUCACAGAGGCGAUGAUCGACGCCCGCGUAAAGGACGCCAUCCAGCAGCACCAGCAGAAGAUGGAGUGGCUGAAAACGGAGGGCGUGGAGGGCAGCAAGAGCCAGUCUCUCCCUGUCUUCAAGGAGAGCCCAGUGUAAGGGCGGGAGGCCCCCCUCCCCGAGGACAUGGGGAAGGGCAAAUCAUGUCAGAGUUGGAGCCGGGGCCUGCAGGGCCAAGCCUGCGGUCAUCAUCCUCCCUUCCCUUCAAGGCUUUUUUAAAUAUUCUUAGAGAACCCAUCAAGGCGUGUGAUGGCAGGAGCCACAUUAAAGGAUCUACCACGCACUGACCUGUGCUCAUUUGUGUGCUGGGGUCUUUCUGUCAAGUGCCAGAGCUGCAUCUUACCAGCCCAAGAGCCCUGUGCUGGAGCUGGCACCACGUGCCAACUGAGCCCACUGGCCUCCAGCAAGCGCCAAGGAAAAGACCUCGAUUCUGAGACCCUCCACUCGGGCUGUUUCCUUCACCAAAUCUAACAGUCAUGUUGUCGUCCGUGGUCCAGGCUGCCCCUCUGACUCAGGGCAGGCUGGAGGCCCGCUCACAGAUGUGCCCAGCUGGGGAGGAAGGAAGGACCAUGCAGGUGCUCAGCCCUCUCCUUUGAUGGGAGAGUCGUUAGCACAGCGAAUAGAACCCAGCUCUUCUCCCUCCCAGUCUGGUUUUCUUUCCGUUAUCCUAAACUGUUGAGGUGCCCAGGGGAAUCCUGAUCCCAUCAAUGCCCCUUUGGGCCUUCAGGGGCAGGCACUUGCCUUCAGAAUCUCUUCAGAGAGAGGAGGCCCUUCUAGCCAGAACCAAUCUGGGGGUGGGGGGUACCAGAAGUGCCCCCAUAGUCCCUCAGGCUGCUUUCCUCCCUGCCUGCUCUGUUAUGCCAGAGCUCUUAUCUCCUCAGAAAGGUAGAAACCUGGAAUCCCUGACCGGAACUGAGAGCCUGGCACCCCACUGCCCGGCUCCCUUUCCGUGCCUACUGCCCUCACCUCUUGGGCCACCUCUCUAGCCCUGCAUCUUCUCCACUGGGGCUAAUGGCUCAUUUCCCCUUAGUAUGGACAGGCCCAACUUAAGGCUAAAAACCACUCCCCUCCUUUCCCCUCCCCUCCCAGCUAAAUAUGCCAAAGUCCAAAGUGGAUCUCAAAGGACUUGAGAGACAAGUGACCCCAAGGCUUGAAGGUGGAAGGACUUCUGAUUGUGGUCCCCCUGUCCUUAGUGCCCACAGUCAAGGAGCCAAGUUGGACCCUGCCUGUUCUGUCCUGGGGAGGGGAAGCACUUGUGAGGGUGGUCUUCUGUUGGGGAGGAAAUGAGCAGAAGGUAGAUGUAUGACCCAACAAUCCCUCUGGGCCAGGGCUGGAGAGCUGGACUAGAUAAAUGACCUUCAAGGUACUUUUAUGAUUGCUGUGAUCUUCAUUUUGUAAGUUCGGAAUGUGCAUGAUCAAGCCCAGAUGGGCCACCAGGUUGGGCUCUGAAAAGCUCAGAGUCAGAGGUGGGGCUUGGGGGGCAGGACAACAUGCUGUAAACCAGGUGGCCUACCAGAGGACAGAUCAGGAGGGACCGAGGUUAUGGGUGUAAAGUGAACCUAUUAUGCCUAGAAACCCACCUUGUGUCCUGGUGUGGUUAAUAGACCAAGUCAAGUAGUGGGAAAAGAUAGCAGUACCCACCCAUUGCUCACCUCCUGCCGGGCCCAAACCGAGUGAAGACGAGAGGAGCCCUCGGUUUGCCGGGGGAGCAGGAGGCAGCAGACCUGCCUUGUCCCCUUUGGCCUCGUGGCCCAGUGCGUUGGACUAGAAGGGGCUGGAGGCCAGAGAUGAUAUUUGAACUCUGGUCUUGUGUCCUUUCCGCCCAUGUCACAAGGCCGCCAUGCUGAGCCAGCCCAACCUUCCUCCGUGGAGGAAGGAAGCAUCGCAAACAGGGCUUGGUCUUCCUCAAGUAUAACACGGCUAACCUGUGAAGCGCUCCUCUGGACGGACCCCGGGCGUCCGCAUGGGAACUUCACUUUGUUCUCUAGGUGUGCCAAAAAACAGGAUCCCAGGGCCCAGCAGGGCGUCCGAGCAAGGCCCCCAGCUCGUCCAGCCUGUACUUCAGCAGGAUCCUCACAGCAUGCUCAACCACACGCAGCCUCCGCUUGCAGCCUUUUGGGCAGCUCGGUUACCCUUCCACUCAAGCUGCCUCUGCAGACUCCCAACCACUCUAGUUCUGCACCCUGGGGCCAAGCAGAACCGGUCGAACUCACAGCCAUCACUUCUUCUGAGGCUUCUCUGAGGGAAAUAAAUGCCCCAGUCCUUCUAUGUGAUCUUCACAUGUACGUGACAUCAAGGCUCUUCCCUAGCCAGGUAGCCUUCCCCUGGAUACCUUCUAGCUUACCGAGUCUUGCCUAAAAGGUGGCGCAUGCAGAAGCUAAACCCAGUGCUCUAGAUGGGAGCUGACCAGGACAGAAGGCAGGUUCUGGACUAUCACCUUCAGCUGAGCAGUGCAGGCCCUGGAGUCAAGGAGACCCGAAUUCAAAUCCAGCCUUGGACAUUGGCCAACUGGGC
Vombatus ursinus (common wombat) is the source of this 4209-nucleotide messenger RNA. RefSeq names its product ATPase family AAA domain containing 3A (gene ATAD3A). Gene Ontology annotation, molecular function: zinc ion binding; ATP hydrolysis activity; ATP binding. Gene Ontology annotation, biological process: mitochondrion organization. Bases 10 to 1794 code for a protein of 594 amino acids. The record is from RefSeq and is a predicted model, not a curated record. Gene Ontology annotation, cellular component: mitochondrion. Lineage: Eukaryota; Metazoa; Chordata; Mammalia; Diprotodontia; Vombatidae. The transcript has 16 exons.